CAGCGUAACGAAGAUGACACACUAAACGAUGCCCAAAGAAGCGCCCAACAGCCUUCAUCGUCAUCCACGUCUACUCGACAGACCGGUCCAUAUGUCGUUCCAUCCCUCCUUCGGAUGUCAAUGGCGCGGUUCGCUCAGCAUGUUGUCAGACUCAGUCAGGACGAGUUUACUCAAAAUCGGGCGAUGAAGAGGCUUGCCGAUCUUCCCACUCACCUGGUUCAACCUCUUUUUGAGUUCCUAAGACAUUAUUGUCCGACUCGUCUCAGCGGGGAAUUCAUUACCAAGUACUUUCUUCGAGGAGAUCAUCUUGUUUUCUCUAACGACAUGACCGGAGUUCUCAACGGGACAGUCAAAUCAUUCGCCAGUGCACCAGGUUUUGCAACCAGCCUAAAAACGCUUGAGCUACGUGGUCAAACGGAUCUGAAAGAUAAUGUGGUGGCUGCUACGCUUCGACAUCUGCCGGCCUUGAUCAGUCUUGUGCUUCGUGGAUGUACCCAAGUUGGUUCGCGGAGCGUGGAAGCAGUAGCCGAAACAUGCCAUGAUCUUGAAAUGAUCAACUUGAAUUAUACAGUGACGCGACAUGCUGCUAUUCGAAAACUUGUCAACUCGUGCAAGAAACUGCACAGCAUUAAGGUCGCAGGACUGAGAGAUAUAACCGAUACCCAUUUCUCUCAGAUACUCAGCGACGUCUCAGGGCGACUUCGUCAGCUCAAAGUGCGCCAAACUGACUUAACCCAAACCUCAGCCGCUGUUAUUAGUAAUGCUUUGAGUGCUAACGCGGUUGCCCUGGACAUAUCAUUUACUUCAAUGGUACUCACCGAACUUCCGCCUAAUUUGGAAAAACUUUCCUUGACGGCAACCCCGAUCCUUGCAGCCCCGCUUCUUCGACUGUUAACACCGCUGAAAAAGCUGCGCAAGCUAUCCCUGGCGUAUCUUGGCGGCGACGUUGCGAGUUUGUCUGAUGACGGUCUGAAGCUCUUGCUCCCAGCACUGAACGCAUGCGAGCGACUUGUCGAUUUGAACCUUGCCCUCAACAAUUCCCUCGGAUUGAACGGUUCCGGAGGCGCAUCGGCCUUGCUCGCUAUUAUGGGAAGUAGGCUCGAGGUCUUAAACUUGUCGGGCAUUUCUCGCAUGCGGUGGUACGAUCUUGAACCUCUCAAAGCGUUGCUGGAGCCGCCACCCCUAAGGCAGCUUGUGUUGACCAAUACUGGCUUGGAUGAUAGGGCGGCGCUCUAUAUAUCUGCUUGUAGGCAUUUGCGAAUGCUCAGCCUGGGUGGAACUGGAUUAUCGUCGGAAGGAGUUGACCGCAUUGUUGACGCAUGCAAAGACCUACAAGAACUUGAUCUCACGGGCUGCCGAGGUGUUCGCAUUUACGAUCGUCGACAUUUCUUUGAGUCAUGGGCUGCAAGGAAGAGGGACGCAGGGGAAGAAGACUCAUCGACGGAAUAACUUUUCUCUCUGAUCGUAUGAACGAUUUUUGCGAGUCGUACGCCUGUGUAUUUUGCGCUGUCGAGGUCAUAAUUGAUUAGC
Molecule: messenger RNA, 1530 nt
Organism: Dacryopinax primogenitus
Lineage: Eukaryota; Fungi; Basidiomycota; Dacrymycetes; Dacrymycetales; Dacrymycetaceae
Product: RNI-like protein
Exons: 8
Coding region: 115-1449 (444 amino acids)
Biological process (GO): SCF-dependent proteasomal ubiquitin-dependent protein catabolic process
Cellular component (GO): SCF ubiquitin ligase complex
Source: RefSeq, a predicted model, not a curated record